ACCUUCUGAUGAAAUCCUUUCUUCUAUUUUUUUAGUGUAGUUUUACUAUAAAAUAUUCUUUAAUAUAAUAUAUAUAAUAAAAUAAUAAAUCAGACUUCUGAAACAUGUAAUCAAGAUUCUCAUCUCUUUCCUCAUCCUGAGACCCCUGCGAAGACUACCACAUUAGGUGACACCGAGUGAGGAACAUUGCCACAAAGGCACCGGAAAUGUCCAACAGCAGCUCCAUCAGCCACUUCCUCCUGCUGGCACUGGCAGACACGUGGCAGCUGCAGCUCCUGCACUUCUGCCUCUUGCUGGGCAUCUCCCUGGCUGCCCUCCUGGGCAACGGCCUCAUCAUCAGCGCCGUAGCCUGCGGCCACCACCUGCACACACCCAUGUUCUUCUUCCUGCUCAACCUGGCCCUCGCUGACCUGGGCUCCAUCUGCACCACUGUCCCCAAAGCCAUGCACAAUUCACUCUGGGACACCAGGAACAUCUCCUACACAGGAUGUGCUGCUCAGCUCUUUUGCUUUCUUUCCUUCAUCUCAGCAGAAUAUUUCUUGCUCACCACCAUGUGCUACGACCGCUACGUGUCCAUCUGCAAACCCCUGCACCACGGGACCCUCCUGAGCAGCAGAGCUUGUGCCCACAUGGCAGCAGCUGCCUGGGCCAGUGGCUUUCUCAAUGCUCUGCUACACACAGCCAAUACAUUUUCUCUGCCCCUGUGCCAUGGCAAUGCCCUGGGCCAGUUCUUCUGUGAGGUGCCCCAAAUCCUCAAGCUCUCCUGCUCUUACUCCAGCCUCAAGGAACUUGGACCUAUUGUGUUCUCCAUCUCUUUAGCAUUUGGCUGUUUUGUGUUCAUUGUUUUCUUCUAUGUGCAGAUCUUCAGAGCUGUGCUGAGGAUCCCCUCUGAGCAGGGACGGCACAAAGCCUUUUCCACCUGCCUCCCUCACCUGGCUGUGGUCUCUCUGUUUAUCAGCACUGUUAUGUUUGCCUACCUGAAGCCCCCCUCAAUCUCCUCCCCAUCCCUGGAUGUGGCAGUGUCAGUUCUGUAUUCGGUAGUGUCCCCAGCCCUGAACCCCCUCAUCUACAGCCUGAGGAACCAGGAGCUCAAGGCAGCAGUCAAAGUACUUGUAAUAAAGUAUAUUUUGAUACUUUCUUUUGGGUUGCUUGG
Messenger RNA from Serinus canaria (Common canary), 1153 nucleotides. Its product is annotated as olfactory receptor 14J1-like. Gene Ontology annotation, cellular component: membrane. The annotation marks the transcript as partial. Gene Ontology annotation, molecular function: G protein-coupled receptor activity; olfactory receptor activity. NCBI's taxonomy places the organism in Eukaryota, Metazoa, Chordata, Aves, Passeriformes, Fringillidae. The transcript is spliced from 2 exons. The record is from RefSeq and is a predicted model, not a curated record. Gene Ontology annotation, biological process: G protein-coupled receptor signaling pathway.